AUGAGUAGUGAAGUUAGUACAGUAUUACAGAAUUUAAUUUCAAAUGAUUCGAAACUAGGUUCAAGAUUAUUAUCCUUAUUAUUAGUUAAUAGUGGGAACGGUAAAGAAAUUAUUAAAGCAAUUAAUAAAGGCGAUGAUGAAUCAUUAAAUAAAUUAGAUUUAAGCAUUUUGAAAAAUUUAAAUAAUUCAAAUUUUUUAAAAAAUGUGAGCAAUAAUAAUAGUAAAUUAAUUGAACCAACGAUACGGAAUAAUGAAAUUGAUAAUGAAGAAGAAGAGUUACAAAUUUUAAAACGUAAAAGAAAUACUGAAGCGUCUGCAAGAUUUAGAAAACGUAGACGACAAAGAGAAUUAGAAAAAUUAGAUAAAUUAAAAUCUUUACAAUUACAAAUUAAUCAAUUCAAUGAUAAAAUUAAUUUACUGAUUGAUGAAAAUAAUUUUUAUAAAUUAAAAUUAAAAAAAAUUAAUGAAAGAAAAUCAAAUGAAUUAUUAAAUCAAAUUAAACGUAGAAAUAUGCAAAAAUAG
This is a messenger RNA of Maudiozyma saulgeensis, 522 nucleotides long. The record is from the annotation of a GenBank genome assembly. Lineage: Eukaryota; Fungi; Ascomycota; Saccharomycetes; Saccharomycetales; Saccharomycetaceae.